This is a messenger RNA of Dromaius novaehollandiae (emu), 1311 nucleotides long. Its product is annotated as 2-oxoglutarate receptor 1-like. Gene Ontology annotation, cellular component: plasma membrane. Gene Ontology annotation, molecular function: G protein-coupled receptor activity. The coding region runs from base 256 to 1284 and encodes 342 amino acids. Lineage: Eukaryota; Metazoa; Chordata; Aves; Casuariiformes; Dromaiidae. Gene Ontology annotation, biological process: G protein-coupled receptor signaling pathway. The transcript is spliced from 2 exons. The record is from RefSeq and is a predicted model, not a curated record.
CAGAGCCCUUGAGGAGGGUCAGAGCUGCUCUCGCCCCAUGGUGCAGCGCCUGUGCUGCCUUCACCCAGCAAAGCCCUGGGGAACGGAGGCAGAGUGCUCCCACAAUCUGCCCGCUAACUUCCCUGAUGCUCUCACUGCACAAACCUGUCAUAUUUAAAAGAAAACUCACUGCCAGCCAGAGUGGGAUAUUUUAGACUCCAGCUAUGAAGAGGAUGGGAGAGAUCACAAAGGAUUUACAGCAUUAAGGAAAAAAGCAUGAACACAAGUGAAGACUUAACCCAGCCUGCCGCCUGGCAAAACACUGAGGCUGAUUUCCCCAGCUGCCCUGAUGUGGAAGCCUUUCUGAAGACUUUGUAUCUCCCCAUUAUGUAUGGCAUCAUCUUCCUGGUGGGCUUCCCAGGAAAUGUCAUUGCCAUUUGUGUUUACAGUUUCAAAAUGAGGCCUUGGAAGAGCAGCACUAUCAUCAUGCUGAACCUGGCCCUCACAGAUCUGCUCUACUUAACCAGCCUUCCCUUCCUGAUACACUACUAUGCCAGCAGGGAGCACUGGAUCUUUGGCGAAUUCAUGUGCAAGUUCGUCCGCUUUGGUUUCCAUUUUAACUUGUACAGCAGUAUCCUCUUCCUGACCUGCUUCAGCAUCUUCCGGUACUUGGUGAUUGUCCACCCUAUGAAAUUCUUCCACGUCCAGAAGAAACGGUGGGCUGUAGUGGCUUGCUCUGCAGUUUGGGUGAUCUCACUGGCAGCUGUCAGUCCUGUCAACUUCUUGAUCUCCUCAAAAGUGGAGCAAAACAGAUUUUUAUGCCUCGACCUCACCAGCUCUGAAAAUCUUGGUACCAUCAGAUGGUAUAACUGGCUUCUGACUGGACUGGCCUUUUUCUUGCCCUUGCUGACGGUGACUCUGUGCUAUGCGCUCAUUAUUAACACCUUGGCUACGGGGCCCCACACGCAGGCUUGCUAUAAACAAAAGGCCCGCAGACUUGCUGUUAUCCUGUUGGUGGUCUUUUAUGUGUGCUUCCUCCCCUUCCACGUCUUUCGGGCAGCUCGGAUUGACCUACGAUUGUGUCCAGCCAAUUGUCACAUAGAGAAGCAAAUCCACUCUGCCUAUAUCAUCUCUAGGCCACUGGCUGCACUCAACACAUGUGGUAACCUAUUACUUUAUGUCGUGACUGGAGGUAACUUCCAGCAAGCCGUCCUCUCUCUUUUAAGGUGUAAGUGGAGCAGAUAUGUUCAGCAGGCUGGGAGCAACAGUGAUGUGAACAAGUUGGGCAUCACAUUAAAGUUAUGAAAGAAUCCCUUCAAGAAAAUUACUGCA